CUGAACUCGGAGUAACACGUCAUUUUAGUCAAGCGCAAGAGCCGGCCGGCAGGGAGCGAUCCCCUCACUGUCCUGAACAUCCGUCUGCUUUUAUUUCCAAAUGCUGUAACUUCUUUUGAACACAGCCGAUUGUUUUUGCUCUAAACUCGAGGCCAACCUGAUAUCCAAGCUCAGUGAUGACGUCCUACCAAGAGUUCAUCCAACAGAACGAGGACAGAGAUGGGGUGAGAUUCAGCUGGAACCUCUGGCCCUCCAGCCGCCUGGAAGCCACCAGGCUAGUGGUCCCAGUCUCCUGUCUCUUCACACCACUCAAGGAGAGGCCUGACCUUCCACCGGUCCAGUACGAACCAGUUCUGUGCAGCCGGGCCAACUGUAAGGCAGUGCUCAACCCACUAUGUCAAGUUGACUUUAGAGCAAAAAUAUGGGCGUGCAACUUCUGCUUUCAAAGAAACCCAUUCCCUCCCUCGUAUGCAGGCAUAUCUGAUGUGAACCAGCCAGCGGAACUCAUGCCACAGUUUUCUACCAUUGAGUACAUAGUACAGCGUGGACCCACAGCCCCUCUGAUCUUCCUUUACGUUGUGGACACAUGUUUGGAAGAAGAGGACCUCCAGGCCCUGAAGGAGUCCCUUCAGAUGUCACUCAGUCUGCUGCCACCCAACGCCCUGGUAGGCCUCAUCACAUUCGGACGCAUGGUUCAGGUUCAUGAGCUCAGCUGUGAGGGGAUCGCCAAGAGCUACGUGUUCAGGGGCACCAAAGACCUCUCCUCCAAACAAAUCCAGGAGAUGCUGGGUUUAAUAAAGCCAGCAGCAUCAGUACAACAAGGUCGCCCUCCGGCACCUCAGGAUCCGGCAGCUACUUGCAGGUUCCUUCAGCCCGUGCACAGAGUCGAUAUGAAUUUGACUGACUUGCUCGGUGAGCUUCAGAGAGACCCGUGGCCUGUCCCUCAGGGCAAACGGCCGCUCCGCUCAACCGGUGUGGCACUGACUGUUGCUGUCGGCCUGCUGGAGGGUACAUUCCCUAACACAGGGGCUCGUGUGAUGCUGUUCAUCGGAGGGCCUCCCACCCAAGGCCCAGGCAUGGUGGUGGGAGACGAGCUGAAAACCCCCAUCCGUUCCUGGCAUGACAUCCAGAAAGACAACGCUCGCCAUUUGAAGAAAGCCACCAAGUACUAUGAAGCCAUGGCCAACCGCUCAUCAGUAAAUGGCCACUGUAUUGAUAUCUACGCCUGUGCCCUGGACCAGACGGGACUGCUGGAGAUGAAGUGCUUAUCUAAUAUUACCGGGGGGCACAUUGUUAUGGGAGACUCCUUCAACACCUCCCUGUUCAAGCAGACCUUCCAGAGAGUCUUCAGCAAAGACUACAAUGGAGAUUUCCGCAUGGCCUUCGGUGGUGUCCUGGAAGUGAAGACAUCAAGGGAAGUGAAGGUUUGCGGGACCAUUGGACCAUGUGUUUCACUCAACUCUAAGGGCUCUUGUGUUUCAGAGAAUGAGAUGGGUAUCGGUGGCACGAGCCAGUGGAAAGUGUGCGGUCUCAACCCCUCCACCACUUUGGGCAUUUAUUUUGAAGUGGUGAAUCAGCACAACGCACCAAUCCCCCAAGGUGGCCGUGGGGCGAUCCAGUUUGUAACCCAGUACCAGCACUCCAACAUGCAGAGGAGGAUACGGGUCUCUACCAUCGCAAGGAACUGGGCAGAUGCACAGUCCCAAAUUCAGCACAUCGAGUCUUCGUUCGACCAGGAAGCGGCCGCCGUGCUCAUGGCUCGCCUGGGAGUCUUCAGGGCGGAGUCAGAGGAGGGACCAGAUGUCCUGCGUUGGCUUGACAGGCAGCUCAUCCGCCUGUGUCAAAAGUUUGGCCAGUUCAACAAAGAUGAUCCUACAUCCUUCAAACUGUCAGAGUCUCUGUCCCUCUACCCACAGUUCAUGUUCCACCUGCGGCGGUCGCCCUUCCUGCAGGUUUUCAACAACAGCCCCGAUGAGUCGUCCUAUUACAGGCACCACUUUGUCAGGCAGGACCUGACCCAGUCGCUGAUCAUGAUCCAGCCAAUCCUCUACUCAUACUCCUUCCAUGGACCACCAGAGCCCGUCCUCCUGGACAGCAGCAGUAUCCUGCCAGAUCGAAUCCUGCUCAUGGACAGUUUCUUCCAGCUGGUUAUUUACCAUGGAGAGACCAUAGCCCAGUGGCGUAAGGCCGGCUACCAGGAAAUGGCAGAGUAUGAGAAUUUCAAACAGCUGUUGCUGGCUCCACUGGAUGAUGCCCAGGAGAUCCUGCAGACGCGCUUCCCCAUGCCGCGCUACGUCGACACAGAGCACGGAGGCUCGCAGGCUCGUUUCCUGCUCUCUAAGGUCAACCCAUCACAGACCCAUAACAACCUCUACGCCUGGGGACAGGAGACGGGCGCCCCGAUCCUCACUGAUGACGUCAGCCUGCAGGUCUUCAUGGACCACUUGAAGAAACUGGCAGUUUCCAGCUCUACGUAGACGUCUCUAUUCCACCACAAAGUGAUCAGACGUUCACGUUAUGACAUCGGGAUACAUCAACAUUUAGUUCUCCUGUUUUUGUAAAGGAACCAGCCCCAGAGAGGCCACUGUAUGUGCUUGCUUGAUUGUGUCCUUUCUGGAGCCAUGUGUGACAUAUCCAUGAAACAAAAUGAACGAUAUGAAUAAUGAAAGGGGGGCAAAUAGCACAUUCCUAAUAUGAAAAAGAAGUAACAUUUCUACUCAUUAACUUGUUAUUUAUGAGAAAUGCUCCAGUUCUCAAGACGGUCCUCAUGUAAGCAAUAUUAAACCCUCUUUCUCUUUUAUAUUACCUCUGACAUACAGAACGAUUAGGGUAAUAAUAAUUUCUUUUGUUUUAUUUUUGUUUGUAUGUCUUACAAAUAUGUCAAAACUGGUGAAAGGUGCUGUUAAAUAGGAUGCUUGUAUGUGUUUGCUUUGUCUAUAGUUAAAGAUGCGUCGGAUAUUCUCAUUAAUAAAUUAUGAUGCUACCUUCUAAUGCUGAGGAAAUGUUCACAGGGCUCAUCGGUCUUCACGCCGAUGGCUUUUUAAUCACAGUUUAUUUGACAUAUAGAUUUAAAAUCCUACAUGGAUUAUACCUGUGUUUUCCAAGAAAAUUCCCUCCGAGUAGUGAUUAAUGUUCGGAGGAUUUGAAGUCAAAUAACAUCAACUCAACUGACUCUGUCUUCAAUGAUGAACAUUGAGAUUUAUUUUUAACUUUAAGGCACUCUCUCAUCAACAUCUGGAUGAUUGCCUAAGUGUCUUUGUAAUCAAACUUCACUAAACUGUAAGUCUGUAAAUGUGAGCCGCUGUCUGAUUUCCACCCUGUCUGGAUUCCUCCUGCUAUCCAUAUAAAGCCCUGUCGGCAGGAAA
Messenger RNA from Cyclopterus lumpus (lumpfish), 3365 nucleotides. It is a transcript of the gene sec23b, whose product is annotated as SEC23 homolog B, coat complex II component. The record is from RefSeq and is a predicted model, not a curated record. The transcript has 19 exons. The coding region runs from base 177 to 2477 and encodes 766 amino acids. Gene Ontology annotation, molecular function: zinc ion binding; GTPase activator activity. Gene Ontology annotation, cellular component: COPII vesicle coat; endoplasmic reticulum exit site. Gene Ontology annotation, biological process: COPII-coated vesicle cargo loading; endoplasmic reticulum to Golgi vesicle-mediated transport; intracellular protein transport. NCBI's taxonomy places the organism in Eukaryota, Metazoa, Chordata, Actinopteri, Perciformes, Cyclopteridae.